AUGCCAGAAGGAAAUCACAGCAUUGUGACAGAAUUCUUCCUCACUGGAUUCCCAGGACUUCAUCCAGAGUACUACAGUCUCACCUCAGCUGUAUUGUUCUUGUGGUAUUUGUUUAUUUUGAUAGGAAAUGCUGCAGUUCUUCUUUUAUUUGCAACCAACCGCUGCCUUCACAAGCCGAUGUAUUAUAUAAUUCUAAACCUGUGUGCGUGUGAUAUUCUCUUUAGCACGACCACUUUACCGAAGAUCAUCAGUAAGUAUUGGUUUCAAUCAGGGACCAUUUCAUUUAAUGCUUGUUUUGUUCAAAUGUACUUUGUUCACUAUCUGGGCACAGUGAAUUCUCUUGUCCUCUUCCUGAUGGCUUUUGAUCGGUAUUUGGCCAUCUGCCAUCCUCUCAGAUAUACAAAUGUUCUGACAACAUCCACUAUCUACAUUCUCAGCUUUACUGUGUGGAUUGUUUCCAUAGCAGCAGCUUUAAUGUUAGUUAUUAGAGCGUACCCUCUUCCUUACUGUGCCUCAAACAUAAUCAAUCAUUGUUACUGUGAUCAUAUUGGUAUAACACUGCUGGCCUGCACUGACAGGGCCCCUUAUGGUUUUCCUGCUUUUGUGCUAGCAAUGUUUGCCCUAGUGGGACCUCUAGCAUUUAUUGUUUUCUCAUAUUGCUCGAUAAUUAUAGCAGUACGAAAGAUAGCAGAUCUGCAAGGUCGCCUAAAAUCUCUGUCCACGUGUAGCCCUCAACUGAUCAUAAUCUCCCUCUAUUAUUUACCAAGAUGUUUUGUCUAUUUAGCCAGCAAUGUCGGCAUCACCUUCAGUCCGGAUGUGCGAAUAGUAACAAUUAUGCUAUACAGCCUUUCACCUCCCAUGAUUAAUCCACUUAUCUACUGCCUCAGAGCUAAAGACAUGAGAGAAUGCUUGCAAAAGCAGUUCCACAGAAGAACCACUCCACAUAAAGUUUAA
Stegastes partitus (bicolor damselfish) is the source of this 954-nucleotide messenger RNA. Its product is annotated as olfactory receptor 2AT4-like. Bases 1 to 954 code for a protein of 317 amino acids. Gene Ontology annotation, cellular component: membrane. Gene Ontology annotation, biological process: G protein-coupled receptor signaling pathway. Gene Ontology annotation, molecular function: G protein-coupled receptor activity; olfactory receptor activity. The record is from RefSeq and is a predicted model, not a curated record. NCBI's taxonomy places the organism in Eukaryota, Metazoa, Chordata, Actinopteri, Pomacentridae. The transcript has a single exon.